AUGGUUGGUUCGGGUCAGAUUGAGGAGCAGCAGAUUCUUGAUGUUGAAGCCCUCCCUGCCUCCUCGACCGUCACACAGGCGGCAGACUCGAAUCCCAACACCUCUGCGGCCUUCCACAUCUCGCCCAUGAUGUCGAUUCCGGUCAGCUUUCCACAGCUUGGGGAGAGCACCUUGUGCUGCAGAGGUGGGUUUACCCCUCUGGUUGAACUUUCGACUCGAACAUCGUCGGUCCGUGCCAGAUUUCUUGCCAUCAAGAUUCCUUGCCGCCGUCCAUUGAGUGCGCCCGCAGGGCCCGCCAAAGCAUUGGUGACCGACAUCACUCCGCCUUGUGCUGCUUCUCCUUUGACCACCCUCUACCAACUUCGCGGCCCUGAUAACAAGCGCACACAGAACCAGCUUCAUUAUUUCAUCGUUUUUAUCCGAGAUGCAUCUGUCAUUUCCGAUGCAUUUGUCAAACCAAUCGAUGGAAUGGCUCUGCAAGUUUCCUCCCGUCUCAGCGUGCUGCAUCCGAAGUUGGAACCGUAUGACCAGGGCCCUUGGGCCUCUCCAGAACGCAUAAAAGGCAGAGGGUCUCUUCCUUCCUCAGAACCUCAUCCUGUUGCACGUUUCAGGUCUCCAAGAAGCUACUCUUAG
Messenger RNA from Acaulospora colombiana, 633 nucleotides. The record is from the annotation of a GenBank genome assembly. Lineage: Eukaryota; Fungi; Glomeromycota; Glomeromycetes; Diversisporales; Acaulosporaceae.